This is a messenger RNA of Ostrinia furnacalis (Asian corn borer), 378 nucleotides long. RefSeq lists its product as uncharacterized. NCBI's taxonomy places the organism in Eukaryota, Metazoa, Arthropoda, Insecta, Lepidoptera, Crambidae. The transcript has 2 exons. The record is from RefSeq and is a predicted model, not a curated record. Gene Ontology annotation, biological process: mitochondrial electron transport, cytochrome c to oxygen. Bases 91 to 300 code for a protein of 69 amino acids.
GUUUACACCACUUGGUAUCCCUAAAUCAAUUUUGAGAAUUUUCUUGUAUGGUGUCAUUUUGAAAAUCGUGAAAAAUUAAAUAAAAUCAAAAUGUUCGCUCUCCGUAGCCUUGUCAGGAGCAACGCUCAGUUCGCCAAGAAUGUUAUUCCUAAGAGAAACAUGACAGUAAUCGCCACACCUGCCAGGAAUAAGGUUUCUACUGGUGAAAUCAUCUUCCUCUCCAGCUUGAUGGUCAUCGGUUGGUCCGCCAUCCCCGCCUGGGUCCUGGUCAACAUCAAGCACUACCGCGACAAGAACUAAGCGUACUUCGUAGAAAUAAUGUAGAUACUGCUAUGUGAUGAUUUCAUUCUAAGUUAUAAUUAAAAUCAGUUAACUAAA